Molecule: messenger RNA, 1084 nt
Organism: Prunus avium (sweet cherry)
Lineage: Eukaryota; Viridiplantae; Streptophyta; Magnoliopsida; Rosales; Rosaceae
Biological process (GO): rRNA base methylation
Cellular component (GO): cytoplasm
Molecular function (GO): rRNA (uridine-N3-)-methyltransferase activity
Source: RefSeq, a predicted model, not a curated record
GAAAUUAAAAGGAAAACAAAUAGAAGACAGGGAAAAAAAAAAUAGGGGCAGCAAAUGAAAAAUAGCUUCUUUGAAUUCUAGACUGAGAAGAGAAAGGUAAACCAUGAUUUUGUCAUGUCCAUGCGACUAGAGGAAAUUGAAGUGUUGAAGUUGUAAAUUUAGGCUUUGUAGGUUCUAAUUUAUGAAGGAGGAGGAGAUAUAAAGAUGUUAGAUUCUGGUUUUAAAAAUAUUUUAUUAUGUGUUUUCCUUUUUAAUAGUAUAUGUGUUAAUUCUUUAAUCCCUUUGAUUAUAUUUUAUUGAGGUGGCAUCCCACAGUAAAAGCCAGGCCAAUCCAUGCAGAGGAAGCAGAGGAACCGGAUCCGGGAAAGAAAACUAGGAGACCUUACAAUUACCAAGACGCAUGCAUUAGAUGAUCAAGGAAAAUAUGAAAAACAAGAGAUCUAAAUUGGGAGAGAAAACGAUUAUGCACUAUAGCAGCUCUCAGAAGAUACUCUUAGUGAGUGAGGGCAACUUCUCCUUUGCUGCUUGCUUAGCCAAAGAAUUUGGCUCUGCUGUGAAUAUGGUUGCAACUUCUUUUGACUCCAAAGAGUCUUUAAUGCAGAAGUAUUCAAAUGUAAAGAGCACUUUGAAUGAGUUAAAGGGCAAGGGAUGUACGGUGUUGCAUGAGGUGGAUGUUCAUACCAUGAGCCAACACCCCCGGCUAAUGAAUAGACGAUUCGAUCACAUUGUCUUCAAUUUUCCUCAUGCAGGUUUCAUCUUGAUGGAACAUAACAAGAUCCAAAUUAAGCUGCAUCAGGAUUUGGUCAAGGGGUACUUCACCAGUGCACGUGAAAUGCUCACAGAAAGUGGAGAAGUUCAUGUGACUCACAAGACCAACCAUCCUUUCAGUAAGUGGAACAUAGUGAAGUUAGCAGAAGAGGUUGGGUUGUUUCUGGUUGAGGAAGCACAGUUCACACGAGGGGAUUAUCCAGGUUAUAUAAACAAGAAAGGAAGUGGAAGGAAAUGCAACCGUACUUUCCGUGUUGGACAGUGUAGCACCUACAAAUUUGCCAAGCUACCACUUCAACCGUACUUUCUGUCUUGA